AUGGGUCAUGUUUUCAUAAAGUCUUGGAAGUCCAGCUCCGAGGACAAGUUUCAGGCUGCUCAAAAGCAAUCCGCUUCAAAUACAGCAUAUAGAGGUGCUUCGGAUAACAGCGGCUGGAUUGGAAGCCAAUUCAUAGCUGAUGGUCGAGCAAUCGUAUGCGGAGCUUCCUCGACUCCCUUCGGAGAAGUCAAAUCACCCGGCGGUAGGUUCUUCUCUGAUGUUUCUGAAGCUGUUGCAAAAACGCUGACGGUGGAAGCCGGAGGCAAGGUCACUUUGGUCACUGCGAAUGAUCCUGGAAAAGGGUUUCCACAUCCUAAAGGUCAUAUUCAGGCUUACUUAGGUUACUGUGGAAAAUCUCCUACAGCCUGUCAAAAUUUCGACGCUUCAUCCACAACUUAUUUCAAGAUUCAAGAAUCAAAGAAUGCAGUUCAAGACAAAUUGCGUCCAGCCAUGAACUACGAUCUUGACGGAAAUGUAUGGGAAGUACCAAUUCCUGCGGAGGUACCUCAAGGCAGUUAUAUUUUCAGAUUCGAGAUAAUUGCCUUUGGUCAAUCAAAUGCAGCAGAAGGACAUCAAGACCAAUAUUACCCUUCUUGUGGUCAGCUAUAUGUGAAAUCGAAUCAAGAGGCAGAUUCUUCCGCCGUAUUACAAGGAGUCAAGUUCCCUGGCACCUAUACCAAUGGGAACAUUCAGGAGGAUACUAUACCUGGCCCCUCACUGAUGCAGAAAUCCAAUGAUAAUCAAUCCACCGUAUCCGUCAAGACCACUGUCAACUCAAAAGAGUCUGAUGUUGAUAAAUCUACUGAUGUUUCUCCAGAAGUCGAAAAGCCAGAUUUCGAACCAUUCGCCGCUAUUGGAUUACCUGACUCCUCACCGUCUUGCGCAAAAAAGUGUCUCACAAAAAAAUAUGAAGAAAUCAAUCAGCUAGCCGCUGGCUGUGCCGCAAGCGAAGGAAGAUGCUUAUGUUCUAAGAAAACAUUUGUAGAAGCCUACAAGACUUGUGCUCGGGACCACUGCGAGCCUGGAGAGACAUAUAACAACCCUCCAAACUUGUCAAUUACGGGCGUCAACAAUAAGUCAUCUCAAAAAUACCCCGAUCUAUGCAUCUUGAAACAACAUCACCCUUUCAAUAUGGAUGCGAUGGUAGGCCCUGAAUGCAUGGGUUUCACAAGAGAUGCCUCCGACGAAGAGAUAGAUCUCCCUGUGAUUAUAUUUGGGUUACUCAGCUAG
Molecule: messenger RNA, 1230 nt
Organism: Melampsora larici-populina 98AG31
Lineage: Eukaryota; Fungi; Basidiomycota; Pucciniomycetes; Pucciniales; Melampsoraceae
Exons: 6
Coding region: 1-1230 (409 amino acids)
Source: RefSeq, a predicted model, not a curated record